AUGCUCUUCUCUAGCUAUCAAUUUAUCUAUCUAUCUAUCUAUCUAUCUAUCUAUCUAUCUAUCAAUUUAUCUAUUUAUUUGUCUAUCUAUCAAUUUAUCUAUCUAUUUAUCCAUCAAUCAAUCUAUCUAUCACUUUAUCUAUCUAUCAAUUUAUCUAUCUAUCUAUCAAUCAAUCUAUCUAUCUAUCUAACAAUUUAUCUCUCUAUCAGUCAAUCUAUCUAUCUAUCUAUCUAUCUAUCUCACAGACGUCAUGAAAAAAAAUUACUCACCCAUUCUCUCUCUCUCUCUCUCUCUCUCUCUCUCUCUGUGGGUGUGUGUGUGUGUUUUAGUCUUUCAUCUCUGUUUUUCUCUCUCUGGCAUCACUCUUUCACUUCUCACCUUAUCUAUCUAUCUAUCUAUCUAUCUAUCUAUGUCAUUCUGUUAAUUUUCUUUCUAUCUAUCUAUCAUCUAUUUCAUUAUGCUUACUACCUAUAUAACUAUCUCUCUCAUUAUGCUCAUGAUCUAUCUAUCUAUGUCAUGUUCAUUUUUAUCUAUCUAUCUAUCUAUCUAUCUAUCUAUCUAUCUAUCUAUGUGUUCAUUAUCUAUCUAUCUAUCUAUCUAUCUCAUUAUGCUCAUGAUCUAUCUAUCUAUCUAUGUAAUGUUCAUUUUCUAUCUAUCUAUCUAUCUAUGUGUUCAUUAUCUAUCUAUCUAUCUAUCUAUCUAUCUAUCUAUCUCAUUAUGCUCAUGGAUCUCCAUUCAUCUAUCUAUGUAAUGUUCAUUUUCAUCUAUCUAUCUAUCUAUCUAUCUAUCUAUCUAUCAUCUAUCUAUGUGUUCAUUAUCUAUCUAUCUAUCUAUCUAUCUAUCUAUCUAUCUAUCUCACACUAUUCUAUCUAUCUAUCUAUCUAUCUAUCUAUCUAUCUAUCUCAUUAUGCUCAUGAUCUACCUAUCUAUCUAUCUAUCUAUCUAUCUAUGCUUAUUAAUCUUGUUCUUUCUUUCUUUCUUUCUUAUGCAGUUCCUGUCUCAUUCGUUUUUUUUUUAUUUCUAUCUAAUUCAGACUUCUUUCUUUCUUUCUUAUUCAAUUCCUUCCCUAACUCAUUCUUUUUUUUAUUUGUAUUUCAAACUUCUUUAUUUCUUAGUCAAUUCCUGUCUCAUUCUUUUUUAUUUCUAUUUCAGUCUUCUUUCUUUCUUUCUUUCUUUCUAACUUAUUCAGUUCCUGUCUCAUUCUUUUUAUUUGUAUUUAAAACUUCUUUCUUUCUUUCUUAUUCAAUUCCUACUUCUUUCUUUCUUUCUUAUUCAAUUUCUGUCUCAUUCUUUUUAUUUCUAUUUCAGUCUUCUUUCUUUUCUUUCUUUCUUCUUUCUUUUUUAUUCAAUUUAAAAACUCCUGUCUCAUUCUUUUUUUUUUUAUUUCAAUUUAAAACUUUUCUUUCUUAUUCAAUUCUUUCUUUCUUUUUUAUUUCUUUAAAACUUCUUUCUUUCUUAUUCAAUUCCUGA
This is a messenger RNA of Acanthosepion pharaonis, 1470 nucleotides long. The record is from the annotation of a GenBank genome assembly. NCBI's taxonomy places the organism in Eukaryota, Metazoa, Mollusca, Cephalopoda, Sepiida, Sepiidae.